Molecule: messenger RNA, 2061 nt
Organism: Gastrolobium bilobum
Lineage: Eukaryota; Viridiplantae; Streptophyta; Magnoliopsida; Fabales; Fabaceae
Exons: 8
Coding region: 404-1789 (461 amino acids)
Biological process (GO): positive regulation of ERAD pathway
Molecular function (GO): ubiquitin protein ligase activity
Source: RefSeq, a predicted model, not a curated record
UAUAAAAACAAGAGUAACGUAAAUGUGUUAAUUUUUUUUUUUUCAUUUUUGGUGAAUGGUCGGUCCAUCUUAAUUAAUACUGAAAAUAUUUUCCAAGUACUGAAAAGAUGUACUGAUUUAUCAAAGAAGCUGUUUCCUUUUUUUCAUUCUCCCAAGAAAGGGAAUAUGAAUCCCCGUUAUGUUCAUUUAUUAAAGUUCAUUCCUCGUUGGAUUAUAUUUUCUCCGUCUCUCGCAAUGGUUACAAACCAAAAACUUUCCUUCCAAGAAAAAGGAAUGGUUUUUCCGUGUCUGUGAUUCCUGGGGGGCAAAACCCAUAAUUCGAAAACUGCAGAUAAGGAAAAAGAAAAGGAGGGGUUAGGUGAAGUGAAAGAGAUUAGGGUUUUAAGUUUCCGUAGGCAGCAAGAUGGAAUCAUCAUCAUCAUCAUCAUCAUCAUCUUCUGGAGGUGAAGUUGUGAACAACAACAAUAACAAUAGCAGUGUAAAUUGGUUUGGGAUGAGUUUCCCCUUCCGUUCUCCACUUUCUUUUGCAAUGGAUUACUGUGGUGCUCAUCGCUCAACCCGUGAUGAUUCUGCUGAGGAUGUUAUGAUUAUUCCUCGUACAAACCCUCCGUUUCAGCUUUUUUCUGAUUCUGAUUCUGAUUCCGAUUCUGCUUCUGCUUCUGGUAGCGCCUGCAGGGGGGCAGAGGAAGUUGCUAUACGCAUAAUUGGAGCUGGAGAGCAAGACAACAGUUCCUCCUCGUCCUCGUCGCGGAAUCGGGUUGGGGAAUUUGGUUGUGUUGAUGUGGUGAGUACUAGAGGGAGGAGGCUGUCGACGGAGACUCGCCGGAGACUCGCUGAGGAGAGGGUUCCUCUGGUGUCAUUGUCUGAUGCUAUUAGGGAUUCCUCCUCCUCCUCCUCCAACUACCAGAGGUAUGAUAUUCAGCAGAUUGCAAAGUGGAUUGAGCACAUUCUUCCUUUCUCACUCUUGUUGUUGGUUGUUUUCAUCCGCCAGUAUUUGCAAGGUUUCUUUGUCGCCAUUGGCAUAUCAGCUGUGAUGUUCAAGUCAAAUGAAGUUGUUAAGAAGCAGACAGCUUUAAAGGGAGAUCGGAAAGUCUCUGUUCUUCUCAGUAUCUCUUUUGUCUUCAUGCUGCACGUGAUAUGCAUUUACUGGUGGUAUCAAAAUGAUGAUCUUUUAUACCCACUGGCCAUGUUUCCGCCAAAAGCAACACCACCUUUCUGGCAUGCAAUAUUAAUCAUUUUGGUUAAUGAUACAUUGGUGCGGCAAGUGGCAAUGGCUUUCAAGUGUUUGUUGCUUAUUUACUACAAAAAUGGCAGAGGCCAUAACUUCCGUCGCCAGGGUCAAAUGUUAACUCUGGUUGAGUACACGCUGCUGUUGUAUCGUGCUUUUUUGCCAACACCAGUUUGGUACCGAUUUUUCUUGAACAAGGAUUAUGGAAGUCUCUUUUCGUCACUGACCACUGGAUUGUAUUUAACUUUCAAGCUAACAUCUGUAGUUGAGAAGGUUCGAUGCUUCGUUUCUUCCUUGAAAGCAUUAUCAAAAAGGGAAGUUCAUUAUGGGGUUUAUGCUACAAUGGAACAGGUAAUUGCUGAUGGUGACUUGUGCGCUAUAUGCCAGGAGAAGAUGCGUGCUCCUAUCUUCUUGUGCUGCAAACACAUGUUUUGCGAGGAGUGUGUAUCUGAAUGGUUUGAGAGAGAAAGAACUUGCCCAUUAUGCAGGGCAUUGGUGAAACCUGCUGAUCUGCGGACCUUUGGAGAUGGAUCAACAAGUCUGUUUUUUCAGUUGUUUUAAGCUCGUUUUUUUUUUUUUUUUUUUUUUUGGCUUGGAUCAUGUUUUUGAGCCAAAAUCUUCCUGAAAAAAUGUCAUGUUUAGUUUUCUGGUUUGGUAAUUUUUUCCAUCAGCGGACUCUUAUGAAAUUGAGAUUGAAGGAAAGAAUUUAAAGAAAUAUUACAUUUAUAGCUUGUGUACAAGUUCUUUGUUGUAAUGAGGUUAGAUGUACAAAUGGCUUUAGACAGCUGCCAGUUAUUGAGAACCGCAUGGAUCUUCUAACCUGAUAUUCCUAA